Molecule: messenger RNA, 1209 nt
Organism: Meira miltonrushii
Lineage: Eukaryota; Fungi; Basidiomycota; Exobasidiomycetes; Exobasidiales; Brachybasidiaceae
Exons: 4
Coding region: 1-1209 (402 amino acids)
Biological process (GO): carbohydrate metabolic process
Molecular function (GO): hydrolase activity, hydrolyzing O-glycosyl compounds
Source: RefSeq, a predicted model, not a curated record
AUGGUUCACGCAAGGAUAUUGAUCAUCGUCAUUCUGUAUCUGGUAUACGUUUGCAAUGCCUCUACGUUAGGAUUAUACAAUCGAAAUGAAAAGUUUCAUUUUCGAUCGACAAAUCCUUCUCGAGGUAUUCAACAUUGGAUCUUUCCAAAUAGUAAAAACGCAAACAGUUUCAGUCUUAAUCAAUUCGGUCUUGGAAUCUUUAAUACUUUGCUGGGUCAAGGUAAUCCUUUUGCACAACCUGAACCGGAAUCUAAGUCAACUCAAUCGGGUAAUGAUGGUGUAAUUAAUGCUCUCGGUCCUGGACAAGAUCCUUCUCCGAUUUCUCGUAUUGAAGCAGAUGGACAGAGACACUACUACUUUCCUACGUCUGACUUCAACCGAGGAGUGUAUAUACAAUCUUCUACCAACUUGAACACCGUCUUAUCCCAACCUUCCAAUGAACAUUCAGUCUUCAACUUCACUUCUCAAAUUGGACCAGAAGCUCCUUCCUUAUACGAAUGGGACGCAAACAAUUAUCUUUUGUAUGUCAGUAGCGUAGGAGCGGACGGACAUGGUUACAUUUAUGUUUUGCACAAUGAUGGUCAAGAUCUUUUGAAUGGUUGGCAAAACUUAGGACCUGUAAGAUACGGAAAUGGUGAUCCGAUUAUCAAUUAUGAUGCAUACGCAUUCACACAUCCAAACGGUAAUCAUUAUUUACUCUAUAGUGGUUUACACUUUAUCCUUCUUUCACGUUUAGAUGGAUUCACACAACUUGCGCCAAGAUCAGAAGAAGUUGUCGUUGUUCCAGCAAGAAUGGUGAAUGGAACCACACCUGUGAUUGAAGCACCAGGUGCAUACAUUCAAGGAAAUACGCUCAACGUGUUUUAUAGCGAGAAUGGAUUCUUUGAACCUGCUUAUGAUACUCUCAAUAUCGCAAUAGACGUUUCUUUGGAUCCUUUACAAGUAAGCAAUUGGCGUAACAAAAGUACAGGUACUACAGUGUUGAAAUCCAACAGUAACACAGGUGUUUAUGGACCGGGUUCAGGUGGUGCAUUUAUUGGACCUGAUUCUAAACCUUGGUUCGCAUAUACUUGCUUUUAUGAAAAGGAUGGAUUCGAUCAAACAAAGGUAAAUCCAAGAAGAGUUCAAGCCCAACCACUUUCGUUUAAUGAAGAUAAUGUUUUGGUACAAAUCAUUCCCGAUAAACCUUUACGAUAUGUGAACGCUUGA